CGCUUUGAUCGAAGCCGAUCUCCUCCGAUUCUCCUCUCUCCAACAGCAAGCCAGACAGGUCUGCGCUGGAACAAGUAUCUCGCCCGCCCCAGCGGCUGGACCUGCCUUCCCUCCUGAUGACUAGCAAAAGCAAGUCUGCUCUCUCCCCCCGCCAGCUCCCUUCCUCCACUCCCACUUAGGUUAGAAACCUCGGUGUGUGUGUGUGUGUGUUGCGCUUCUUGGCAUAACCCGCUCCCCUUCCCCAACCCCUCUCCAAGUUGGAUUUUUCUUCCGCAUCACAUCCAGAUCGCUGCUGAAGCCUCAGCUCCUCAGAGCCGUGGGGGGAAAGGCAGCCUGCGAGAAGGAGAGAGAGGGAGUUCUCUCUUUUAGGUCGGCUUUGUCUCGCUCAACUCCCUUCUCGGGGACGUCAUGCCUGGGCCACGGCGCUGCUGAAAAGCAAAGACCACCCAUCCCCAAAGACCUGCGUUCCAGGAAAGAAGACGUGUUCCCCAAGAGCCUGUCUGCUCCCACCUUGCUGCAUCCAGCAUGGACCCCCUCCUGCACAUCCAAGCGGAGGAUGUCUACUAUAUGAGGAAGCUGGUCAACGACUCGUCCCUCUGGAACCUCAGCUUGGGCGAGUGGUUCCACAAUGGGACAGCAGAUGGCUUCCUGCCCAUGGGCAUCAAGGUCACAAUUGUCAUCGUCUACUCCAUCGUCUGCAUCGUGGGGCUGGUGGGGAACUGCUCCGUCAUGUAUGUGAUCAUCAGGUUCACCAAGAUGAAGACGGCGACCAACAUCUACAUCUUUAACCUGGCCCUGGCUGAUACCUUGUGCCUGAUAACUUUACCUUUCCAAGGCACCGAUACCUUCCUAGGUUCCUGGCCGUUUGGAAACGCUCUCUGCAAGAUUGCCAUCUCCAUCGACUACUACAACAUGUUCACCAGUACCUUCACGCUGACGAUGAUGAGCGUGGACCGAUAUAUUGCCAUCUGCCACCCCAUCAAGGCCCUGGAUAUCCGCACACCCCACAAGGCGAAAGUCGUCAACGUCUGCAUUUGGGCUUUGGCCUCUGUCUUUGGUAUUCCUGUGAUGGUGAUGGGAUCGACUGAGAAUGAAAAUGACGAGAUCGACUGCCUGAUCAGACUCCCCGAACCUGUGAAUUAUUGGGAUCCAAUAUUUGGGAUCUGCAUAUUCCUCUUCUCCUUUAUGAUCCCCGUCAUGGUGAUCACCAUUUGCUACAGCCUCAUGAUCAGGCGCCUGAAGAACGUCCGCGUUCUCUCCGGAUCAAAGGAGAAGGACAGGAACCUCCGCCGCAUCGCUCGUCUGGUCCUGGUGGUGGUGGCCGUUUUCAUCAUCUGCUGGACCCCCGUCCACAUCUUCGUCCUGGUCCGGUGCCUUGGGGCCAAGGCUGACAACGAGUUCAAGCUGGCCAUCUUGUACUUUUGCACCGCCCUGGGCUACACCAACAGCUGCCUGAACCCAGUGCUCUACGCUUUCUUGGACGAGAACUUUAAGACCUGCUUCAAGAAGUUCUGCUUCCCGUCUGCCUUCAGGAAGGAGUUGCAGAUGUCCAACCGCAUGUGCAGUAUUGCCAAGGAUGUGGCUUAUGCCUGCAAGAACUCAGAUGGAACUAACAACCCCGCAUGACUAGGCGUGGAAAUCCCCAUGGUA
This is a messenger RNA of Podarcis muralis (Common wall lizard), 1650 nucleotides long. It is a transcript of the gene OPRL1, whose product is annotated as opioid related nociceptin receptor 1. The record is from RefSeq and is a predicted model, not a curated record. NCBI's taxonomy places the organism in Eukaryota, Metazoa, Chordata, Lepidosauria, Squamata, Lacertidae. Gene Ontology annotation, molecular function: neuropeptide binding; nociceptin receptor activity. Gene Ontology annotation, biological process: sensory perception of pain; neuropeptide signaling pathway. Gene Ontology annotation, cellular component: plasma membrane; neuron projection.